AUGGCUGUUGGCACUUCACAAACACUGGCCACAACCAAGCGCGGCACUCGACCCGGGAGCCCGCUGGCGGACUGCAUUUUCCAUGUGUUGAUGUCGGAUAUCUUGCAUCACCUACAAGUGUGGAUCGACUCCCAUGAAGCCUUCAAUGAUAUCCUACGAGAAUUGGACAUCACAGGUAGCAGCUUUGUUGCUUGGGCGGACGAUCUUGCAAUUCCUUGGGCAACGAGGACUGCCGAUGAGAUGCCAGAAGCCCUCAGGGCGGUGCUGAGAUUUGUUCAGCAACUCUUUCAUCGUUAUGGGUUCUUGCUGAACAUGGACAAAGGCAAGACGAGCGCUGUUGUGUCCUUUCGAGGGACAGGGGCACCGAUGCUUCGCCAGCGUUUUCAACUGGGUCCACGGCCAGGGGAUGAGAUCCCGAUAGUAUUCCGACGUACCCAGCAACCGGAUCCACGGGUGCGCCUAGCCACUGACCGACUGCUCUAUGCACAGGGAUUGUGGGAACAUGGGCCAGCUGACCUUCAACAUCUGUUGCAUAGAGAACAAGCGUUAUGCCAGACAUCAUGGAUGGAUGGGCUGCUUGCCGAUUCAGAGUGGAUGCGCAAGUUGGAACCUGACGCACAGCCACCUAUAGAUCCCUCCGAUCUGACUGCCCUUUUUGAUUUUUGGCAGAGCGGCACAGCAGAAUGGCAGAAGCGUGUCAAAAGGGCCUUCAGACGCUUCCAGAAUCAAGAGCAUAUGAUGCAUCAGAUGCAUAGAUUCCAUGGUCAAAUCAUGAAAGCAUUGCAUAGUUGUGCCACACUCCGAGAUUUGCCAGUGGAUUCACAUGAUGCAGAUGAGGAGCACAAAUGUUUUUGCGGUCGUUGCUUUACCACCCCACAGGGUUUAGCAACGCAUAAACGCAAAGCCCACCAAAUCGGUGCCCUGGAGAAACAUCUCAUCGACGGGCCCACAUGUCCAUCAUGCCUCAAGUUCUUUUGGAGCCGACAAAGGCUCUACCAACAUCUCUCAUAUAUUCCGAGAAGGACGCAGGUCAAUCGCUGCUUCCAAGACUUACAGAAGCGAGGUUUCCGAGUCCUUGAGGAAUUGACACCUGCGCACCAGGCACAACCCAGAGGGCUUCACCGCACUGAAGCCUUGCAGGCAAUGGGGCCGCAUUUGCAGCCGAAAGAUAGUCGCAGUAAUGAGCUGCUUUUGACACGCCAGCGACUUGCACAGGUGGAAGAGACCAUCUUCUGCAUAAGGGUCCCAAAGGAGGCAGAAGUGCAGCAGAGCGCAUACUGGAACUGCCUGACAGCAAUUACUGAGGAAUGGUUUCAGCGAUUUCGUGAAGCAGGGUUUGAUGCAUCCAUGACUGUUCAACUCCCUGACCUGUGGUUAGAUGCGGCUGCUACAGCAGAUCCAGCGUAUCCAGAAUGGCUGGAAAGUGUCUACAUUGGAUGGGGUGAAAAAUGUUUAGAAGAUGUCAUCGCCAAGUUUGAAGACGGUGAGGCUGAGUCACUUGUGGAUAAUGCUUUUGCGGAUUUCAUUUACGAAUUUCCAAGGAUGCAAGCACUCUCAGAGGCCGCCUUUCUGAGACAGAAGGUCGGACGUCUGGAUCAAGAAAGAGGCUCCCUUUUUCCCCACAGACCGCCGCGGUUCGGCACUGCCAAUGCGAAGGAGAGAAUCCAAACGGCCUUACAGAUCCCUUCCCUUUUUGCACAACAAGAGGAGUGGCUGGAGAAGGUGCGUGCAAUUCGGUUUGACACAAUUCCUGAUUGCACGACUAUUCCACGGGGUGUUGAAGCUCACACUCAACUGCCAGUAUUCCUUGUUGUCCAUCUCUUCAGCGGAAGGAGAAGGGCAACAGAUGUCCAUGCCAGACUUGAGGAGUUUGCACAAGACAAGGGUUUCAGGGUCCAAGUUUUGUCACUUGACACAGCCGUUUCCGUUUUCUACGGCAAUCUACAGGCCGGCCAUACUACUUGGAAGUUUCUCACGACCUUGUACAAGGCAGGACGUGUCUCUGCGACAAUUCUGGGGUCCCCCUGCGAGACAUUUUCAGCCGCGCGCCACCAUCCUCCUGAUGGGGACCUCUCUGCUGAAAUGACUGGGAAAUGGCCCAGGCCCCUUCGCAGCGCUGCCCGAUUUUUUGGCCUUGAUGGCCUUACAACACGAGAAUUGAGGCAAGCAGAACAGGGAGCGGAGUUUUUCAUGCAAGGGAUCUUGGCUGCCGCCUGGACCCUCCGAUGCGGAGGUGUUUAUUUAAGUGAACACCCGUGGAAGCCAGAGGAUGAGGCCAAAGUGAGCAUUUGGACCUCACCCUGGGCGCAGUUGAUCCUCCAGCUCCCGAAUGUACGAUUGCAUAGGGUCUGCCAGUGGAGAUGGGGUGCAAGUGCAGUCAAGCCCACAGGAAUCCUUGCCAUCAAUUGUCCUCUUUUCGCACAAUCCGCAUAUAGAAGACAGCUGCCUGAUGCUGUCAAGCCUCAACAGGUUGCAAUUGGCCGUGACAAAAUUACUGGAACAUUCCGAACUGCGGUGCUCAAGGAGUAUCCACCAGCCUUUUCUGCGGCAUUAGCUGGUGCAGUAGCUGAUUGUUUCCAAGUGGCGACACGUCAGAAUAAUCUGACGCUUUGGCCAUUGCAAGAGCCAGAAAUCGAAGCCUGGGUACAGAUGGCCUUACAGGCCUGCGCCAACAUUCGCACAGAGGCGCCGUGGCUUCCUGAUUUCCAAGGCUGA
Molecule: messenger RNA, 2715 nt
Organism: Cladocopium goreaui
Lineage: Eukaryota; Dinophyceae; Suessiales; Symbiodiniaceae
Source: the annotation of a GenBank genome assembly